AUGAGCUUCAUAAGAAUUGCGCGAAGUCUUGCUCGAGGAUAUUAUAACCUACCAACAAAUAUCAUUGACAGGACAUCAAUAAAUACAUCCCGUAAGGAUGACGAUAGUGAUACCAAAGCAACAGGUAGUCAACUGGAUUCACCUGAUGAGGAAUGGCUUAAAGACUAUAAUAGCUUUGUUAAUGUAAGACGGAGAAAUAGGUCAGUUUUGCGCACUUUUGUGUUUGGUAUAGGAUUAUUUCUAAUUAUUGCCAUUUUAACUCUAUGGUGGCCCCUUACUGGAGCAGAUUUACCCCAGUGCCAUUCAAUUUACAUGUAUCCAUCAUAUGCAAGAGUCGAUGGAUUUAAUGAAAAGUUUACCAGUCUAGCAAACAAAUAUCAUCUCUAUUUGUAUAGAGAACAAGGUAUGGAUAAAGAACCUCUAAACAACGGUGAAAUACAACUUGAUGGAAUUCCCGUUCUUUUUAUUCCAGGAAAUGCAGGAAGUUAUAGGCAGGUAAGAUCGAUUGCUGCAGCAUGCUCUGAGCUUUACUUUAAACAAUCAGAUAUACUGAUCAAUAAGAAUGCAAAAAAUCUUGAUUUCUUCGCAGCUGACUUCAACGAAGACUUUACAGCUUUUCAUGGUGGUACAAUGUUAGAUCAAGCGGAGUAUCUAAAUGAUGCCAUAAGAUACAUUCUCAGUUUAUAUGACCAGCCUGAUGUGUCAACUACAUUAGCUAAGCCGAAAUCGGUCAUAAUAGUUGCUCACUCAAUGGGUGGGAUUGUAGCAAGACUAAUGCCAACACUGAAAAAUCAUAUACAUGGGUCAGUACAUUCGUAUCUUACUUUGUCAUCACCACACGCUGCGGCACCGAUUACCUUCGAUGGAGAUGUACUUCAAUUAUACAAGAGAACCAACGAAUAUUGGAAAAGAGAAUUAAAUGACAAAUCUUCAUUUAUUUUCAACAAUGUUUCUUUGAUUUCUAUAACUGGAGGAAUCCAAGAUACUAUAUUACCCGCUGAUUAUGCUAUGAUUGAGGACCUAAUACCUUAUUCGAAUGGAUUUACCGUACAUACCAAUACAAUUCAAGAUGUUUGGACCCCAAUAGACCAUCUGGCCAUUGUCUGGUGUAAACAAUUGAGAGAAAUAAUUUCUCGUUAUUUGGUGGAAACUUCUAAUAUUUAUCUACCUUCAAAAGUUGUACCAUUGGAGGAGCGCAUGAAGAUUGCAUCACAACUGUUCCUAUCUGGGUUUGAAGAUUCAUACAGAAAUUAUUCAGGUGAAGAACUUCGUAACCUCACAACUAAUUCUGAAGUGAGCAGUGAAAUGAAGCUAAAUGAUAUAGUAAAAAUAACUAAAGACACUAUUCCAGAUAAACCCUACUUAUCCGUUCCUGUUGCACAAUUUGAUGGUAAUGUUUUUCUCACAUUAUUCUCUAACUCUGACAAUAUAAAGAUAUUAGGUUGCGCAAAUUCAUAUAGACAUGAUCCAACAAUACAUAGUUGCAAAGAUCUGUCUCAUUUUAUUAAGAAAGUUCCAAGGUAUUUCGAUCCUAACAAAGAACAUAAAACUGAAAGCAACAAGCUUUUGCAUACUUCCAUCGAUGAAUUUAAGAAAUAUGAUUUUGUAAUUGUCGAUUUUUCAACUAUUGUUGAGGAACACGAUUUACUUGUUUAUGCAACUUUGAGCCGAGAAGAACAUACAGUAAUUGAUGUGACGCCCUCAAACUUACUAUUUAUGUCACAAAAGAUUAAAGUGCCACCUGGAGCAUUAAUGAACAAAUGGGAGUUCAUUAAUUUAUGGGAUUCACUCUUUGCAUACAAGAUGAAUGUUGACACUACUGCAAUGGAACAACCUUUCGAACCUUUUGUAAAACAACAUAUUAAAGAACCAUUCGAAACUAAAUGGCAUCUCAAUGUUUUGGAAUCUACAACUAGUAUAAGUUUCCACAAUAUAGCACCAUUUAUCCCAACAAAUGAAAACAUUACACGCUCCUUAUUUUUAACAUUAGUAGGAUCACCAGAAAAUGAUUAUUUUAUCAGAAUAUCUGUUGACUAUCUAAUGACACUGAAACUACUCUAUAUUAGGUACAGAUUAGCCAUUGCAUCCUUUCCCAUAGCUGUAAUUACUAUGGUUUUAGCCUAUCAGUUCUAUAUUUACGACAGAAGAGGUAUUUUUCUACCUUUCGUCACUGCACUCGGUCACCUAAUCUCCACAUACAAUACGAUAAUCUGUUUCAGUUUGCUAGGGCUAUCCUUUUUGUGUGAUAUGAAAUUGGUGCAAAAUGCAUUAUUUGCGAUUGAUCCCUCCCAUUUGAAUAAACCUUAUUUCAAUUCUAACAAAGAUGUUCGUAAUAACUUUUAUCUGUUAGGAUUAAGAUCUAAACUAUUAGGUGUAUUGGUAUAUUUUUUUUUCACAAUUGGAACAGCUUUGGUGAUUUUAUUGAAUGGUAUCUUAUUGACUUUUCAGAAACUAUUUACAAUGGCUAUUAACCUCAAGAGAACAAAUAUGCUUCAAAACCAGAGGACUAAUACUACUGCUAUCAUUACCAAAUGGAGGUUUCUGGCUCUAUUUUUAAUAAUUAUCUCAGUUUCGACAUUCAUACCUUAUCAAAUGGCAUUUAUGUUGGCAGUUAUAAUCCAAGUUAUUAAUAGUCUUAAAGUAAGUUCAUUAAGUGCACGCACUAAAAAUCACCAGAACUUAUUAAACUUCAACAUGUCUCUUUUAUUAUUGUUAAUUUUCAUCGCAAUCAUUGACUUUCCUAUAAUAAUUGUUUUCUUACACAACGUCGCAAUUCGUUGUGGGACUUCAUUCAGGUCUCAGCAUAAUUGCCUAGCAAUCAUCCCAAUUCUAUUAAUGGUAAAUAAUAACUCACUAUUAAGGUUACCUAAUCGUACUAAGGGAAACAAAGGAAGACUAGUCUCACUUUUGGGACUAAUUUAUCUCUCAUUAUUCAGUUUAAUCUAUGGUAUUAGAAAUUUAUUCUGGUUGCACCAUGGAGUUAAUAUUUUUUCCAUGUGGGUGUUUUACUUAACAAUAUUUAGUAAAGGAUCAUAA
This is a messenger RNA of Nakaseomyces glabratus, 3036 nucleotides long. RefSeq names its product Bst1p (gene BST1). Gene Ontology annotation, biological process: GPI anchor metabolic process; endoplasmic reticulum to Golgi vesicle-mediated transport. Lineage: Eukaryota; Fungi; Ascomycota; Saccharomycetes; Saccharomycetales; Saccharomycetaceae. The record is from RefSeq and is a predicted model, not a curated record. Gene Ontology annotation, molecular function: phosphatidylinositol deacylase activity. Gene Ontology annotation, cellular component: endoplasmic reticulum.